Aspergillus fumigatus Af293 is the source of this 708-nucleotide messenger RNA. The record is from RefSeq and is a predicted model, not a curated record. NCBI's taxonomy places the organism in Eukaryota, Fungi, Ascomycota, Eurotiomycetes, Eurotiales, Aspergillaceae.
AUGGCCGUCAUAUGGGGUCUCGACCUCCAUGAGAUACAAUGGAACAAAUUCAAGGGAGCGAAGAUGUUCAACCGCGCGUACCACCUGCGUCGCACCAAGAUGAUUGUCUAUCAGAUGGCCAUGAUAUUCUGCGUCAUUUCUGAAUCUGUUGGAACGGCCGCUCUAUCAGAUUAUCUCGACCAACAAGAUGCCAUCCAGCAACAGCACCCCGAAGCCAAGGUUCACAACAACGACUUCAUCGGCGCCGCCUCGUAUAACAUCUUCGUCGGAGUUUCCGUUGCGACCAUCUUCGGCGCCGCGUUUUUCUUCGACCUGUUCUGGCCGGAAAGACACGAGAGUAAAUCUGUUCGGCUGGCGUGGAAGAUAUCUGGGGUGGUGGUAUCCGUGAUGAUGCUCGCGUCGGCUCUGACCAUGACCAUCAUCACUGCCACGCAUAGCGCCCAGAUCACGGGGACCGACGACGACUCCGCCAGGAAAUUCUGGGCGGAAGCGGCCAAGAAGCCUGCUCUGCCUAUUGCGUCCGUCGUCUUUGCCUGGCCUGGCUGGGUUGCCACUGUUGCGAGGAGACUGCUGAUGCAGGAUAGUACUGUCAUUCUGUUCGUGUCCCAUAAGCAUGACGACAAGCUGGGCCCGAAAUCGAACUAUGGACGCGAGACGGAGAGCGUGCCGGCGAUCCUUGAGACAGGAGAGAAAACAACAACUGCAUAG